UACAGUUGAUGAUUACUUCAAUAGCUUAUUCAAUUUAAGGUGUAGUGGAGGCACAGUGAAAGUGAAACGAUCGACCUCCAGUCACUGAGUGUUGUUCCAACUACGAUGUCGAAGCAAAUAGCACAUUCAGUGCAGUAAAAACUUGUAUAACAAACUUACGACAAUUGUUUCAGUUCAAUCGGCCGAGCCGUUACCUUUUCACCAAAACUGCGACCAUAUGUGUCCUUUGAGGAGCUACAGUUAUCCCAAACAGAAAGCAACCUUCAAAGUCUUCAAGGAACAAAUUGAAAAAUGAGAAUACUCACAACAUUACGAAAUGCGUCAGGAUCCACUUUUGGACAACAGCUAGGCUUAGUCGAUCGACCCUUGACAAACAACAACAGACUCAGUAAAGUGGCGACGAAUGCGUCAAAUAUCAUCUCUUUCUUCCAAGCCUCGCUUCACUAUCAUCGAUAAGAGCAGGAGCAGGAGACACCUCCAAGAACACCUUCUUAGAACUGAAUCACAAACGCGAAAUUUGAGUUCGCUAAAUAGAUCUUACUUUGCAUGACAAGUCACGUGCUCUUGCAGACUGUCUGUGGGAAUUCGACGGGGCAGUUUGGUGUAAAACAAUUAAUCGUAAACAAGAAUUAAAAAAACGCAAUCAUCAUUCCCGCAUAAAGAUUUCUAUUUAUAGCAGAAUGCGUGUUGCACGGGAACAGGUCAUGCCUUGGCGUAUUUUGCCUUUCGUUUUUCCUUUCUGGGAAUUGACGAUGGUUUUGUUUACAAUGUAAAUUCUUUCGUCACACAACGAUUCUGUCACUUGCUCCAGUCCGGGUGUGCGAAUACAUUUGACCAGCGGCUUUCAUUCGUUACCAAGGUAACCGCGUUGUUGUACUAAGGAAUGGCUGAGAGAAUCUGACUCGCCAAGUGAACAGCAAUUUACCAAUUUUCUCACAAAUACAAGGCAAAAGAAAGUUUUCUACAUCUUCGAAGCACAGAAAUAUGGGACGUCUUCCUUAUGGACCAGGAAAUGCCCACAUUUUACAAAGUAAGGGUGCUGAUGUUGGGGUCAUGAAAUUCUACUGUACAGAAUAUUCAACCCAUUAUGGUAAAGAAGGUUUCAUUCCCCGGACUGGUCGUCAUUCAGGCACUGGAUACCAGUCUAAUUUUAGACCAGGAGUGUAUUACAGUCGGCGCCUUGAUGAACUUGAUAACCCAGCCAUGGGACGUCUUCUGACAGACAACUAUGCGUCCAUAACCAAGAAACAUUUUUUGCCUUCCAAAGGAUCAGGUGGCUCUGAUCCUUUUUCCAGAGGGCUCUACAUGACAGCAACAAGUGGAUUUGUGAAGGAUAUUCCUGUCACUAUUCCAAGAUCAAGACAGGUGAGUGAUGUACACAUUGACACCAGGGCAAAAGGAACAGUUUAUCCAUUUCACCGUCCCCUGCUGCACACUCUGAAACAGAAGGAUCCUAUCUCCAGAGAAAAUGCUUUCCACGGACCAAGCUACAUGUCAACUGAAAGCCAUACAAGUUUCCUUGGAAAACCCAGUCAGAGAAUGGACACUUCAACCAAGAGUGUGGGAUACAAAGAAGGAUCAGGCUUUACACAUGCUUAUAAUGACGAGCCAAUCACUUUCAACCCAAUGGAGGCUCAUGAAGGAAUAAGAGAUCCACGAUGGACACACAGGCCAACAGGCUUCAGUAUUAUGAAGAAAGAUUUUCUUCCAGUUGAAUAUCUUCAUGGCAAUGAGAGUUUACCAGUUUUGUCUAAUGGAUCAGAACGAGGCACUGGGUUUACUCAUGGCACAAAAGCAAGGCCAGUUUUUUAUUCAAAGGUGGGACAGGAUUACACGAAGCUUGGCGACCUUCACCCUCGGGUCCAAGAGCGAGUGAAGAAGAUGGAUCCAGCUGAGUAUUCUAACAUGGUUAACCCUCAUGCUUUCGCCAGCACUGCCAAGAUUUCAUUCAAAGGCAAACAGAGAAAUGAUCCUACGGAAGCAGAGAGACUGGGUAAUACAUCCACAGGAACAAAGGAGCUGACAGGAUACAGCGAAAAUAAUGACCAGUAUUUUGAGACAGCUGAGACUACAGACUCUCUUAAGAGAUUUGAAACUCAUUAUAAUGCCAAGCAUUAUGACAUGAAUCCACGGGGCGAGGACCGCUUGGGGACAACUGACGGCAACGUGAUGAUUCAACUACCAAAUGGCUUCACCAAAGGAACCAGCGUCCAUACACUGGGACCUGAUGUUAACACUACAGCUGAGCUCCGCUGGCACAAGCCCUAUGUUUCUAGGAGUAUAAAGGCCAGAGAUCCCUAUUACGACGACCACACGCAUGACGCAAAAUUGCGUACCACUGUGCCAAUAACUGCUUGAUGGGUUGAAACGAUCGUUCGUCCAGACUUUAUCGCCGAUAAGAAUGAAGUUACGAAGUAGUCGUACCCAACUUUUUUUCGUUUUCAGUUUAACUUUAAUAAUGUUUGCCAUUUCAUACCUUCUGUAGGUCGAAAAUCAGUGUUCUUUAGGUCGAAAAUAAGUGUUUGGUGAUAGUAAAUUGAAAAAUAUUCGUUCAGAGAUGUUCGUUCUAGUUCUACACCCCCACUCAAAUCCAUUUCCGUUUACAAAAUUGCGUCAUGAUAAAAGGGUGAGGAGCGAACAUCUUUCAAAGCUACCCUCCCUUGUACAAGGUCGUGUAUAGAACUAAAACGCUGCACCAUUUUUCAUUUUUUAUUUUCCUUUUUUUACUGAGAAAUAAAUCUAAAACGAUUGGAUAGAAUGUAGCCAAAGCCACUGAAUACAUGAGAGCACAAACUUUAAUCAUCAACAACAACCAAGUGUAUCAAAAAUAUUUUGUUUUAUUUGUCAAAAGUAGCAAAUUUACUAAUCCUUAAACUAAGAAUAAAGAGAACAUAAAUUUAACUCCUUUCUUUAUCGUGGAUUCUUCAGACUGAUCUCUCUGUCCUAUCACAGGACAGUAAAUACCCUUCCAUUUCAUCCCGAGAAUAAUCUUACGAGGUGCCAAAAGCCGCCACCGUUGGUUUCAACGAGAGAGGAGAUACCCGAAUACAUCAAUUGUGGCUUAAUUUUUUUGUUGUUUCUGUCAUUGUUGUGGUUUGACUUAAAAAUGUCCUAAUAAAUGAAUUGUUUUUGCGGAAUGAAGUUAGUCACAGAAGCAAUUUCCGUGUUUUAUCUUUUUUCAAGUCAUCAUCCUUCUUAUUCUUCAGGCAAAACAGAGUCAGUGGCACUAGACCAGCCACAUGUGUCACAA
Pocillopora verrucosa is the source of this 3250-nucleotide messenger RNA. RefSeq names its product stabilizer of axonemal microtubules 4-like. Lineage: Eukaryota; Metazoa; Cnidaria; Anthozoa; Scleractinia; Pocilloporidae. The record is from RefSeq and is a predicted model, not a curated record. Gene Ontology annotation, molecular function: phosphatase binding.